Messenger RNA from Musa acuminata subsp. malaccensis (wild Malaysian banana), 775 nucleotides. RefSeq names its product probable calcium-binding protein CML32. Lineage: Eukaryota; Viridiplantae; Streptophyta; Magnoliopsida; Zingiberales; Musaceae. Gene Ontology annotation, molecular function: calcium ion binding. The record is from RefSeq and is a predicted model, not a curated record.
UUCCCCAAGACUCAUCCCACCGUAAUCUUCCGCGAAGUAGCCAUGGAGGAAGGGGCCAAACCGACGCAGACCCUCGGCCGGCCGUCGACGUCCUUCCGGCUUCGUUCCGAGAGCCUCAACGCCCUUCGCCUCCGCCGCGUCUUCGACCUCUUCGACCACAACGGCGACGGGGAGAUCACCGUCGAGGAGCUGGCACUCGCCCUCGAUCGCCUCGGCCUCGGCGCCAGCCCCGACGAGCUCCGGCCCACCGUCGCCGCCUACAUCCAGCCCGGCCGCGCCGGUCUCGCUUUCGAGGAGUUCGAAGCCCUCCACCGCGACCUCGGCGACUCCCUCUUCGGCGCCUCGGACGCCAUCGGCGAGACGCACGGGGAGGGAGAGGAGGACAUGAGGGAGGCGUUUCGGGUGUUCGACGAGGACGGGGACGGCUUCAUCUCCGCGUCGGAGCUGCAGGCUGUGCUCGUCAAGCUGGGGCUGGCGGAGGGGCGGAGCAUCGUGCGGGUGCAAGAGAUGAUCUGCUCCGUCGAUCAGGAUUCCGACGGCCGGGUGGACUUCGGGGAGUUCAAGCAUAUGAUGCAGGGCAUCACCGUCAGGGGCGCCUGACCAACGGCACAUGAUGCACCUCUUCUCCUCCCUCCGUUUUUAUUCUUCUUUGUAAUUGAUAAGUAAUCUCUCCUCUCGCAUCAAGACCAUUGGAUUAGAAUCCAACGGCAAUGAUGAGGUCUGAUGUCGUAGAUCUGUAAUCCUCCUAAUAUUAAUGUUCCUAAUUCAUCCAUCA